Molecule: messenger RNA, 660 nt
Organism: Effrenium voratum
Lineage: Eukaryota; Dinophyceae; Suessiales; Symbiodiniaceae
Source: the annotation of a GenBank genome assembly
AUGUCAACAGUGGUGGCGCAGCCUGGUACACGUCCGAGAUGGGCGGAUGUCUUCGACUCCUCGCAGGAGGACAGCCAACGAGAGGUUCUGCCCGGACCUCCCGUUCAUCAAGAUUCCUACCAGGACUCCCAGGCGUCCCAGGUGGCGUCGCAGGGCUUCAUUGAGCAGAUGCGCCAAACAGAGCUCUCGCCCGAGAAGCUGCGCAAGGAGAUGCCGACCGUCUCUGAGGGCAAGGCCUUGGUGCGCCGGAGCCACGUCACCGAGGAGGCGGUGGACGAGGCGAUGAGCUCCUGGGGCUCUUCGGGUCGGCGCCAGAAGCGGCAGUGGGCCACGGAAGCGGAGAGCAGCAAGCGCCAGAAGGCCGAUCAGCCCAUGGACACAGAGCGGCGGUUUCCGCGGCGGCCGCGGCGCCAGGAGGAGGAGGGCUCGGAGGCCACAGAGGAUACCGAGCGGCGCCUGCAGAAGCGGCGUCAGGUGAUUGCAGCCCACAAAGACCGUGAUGAUUACCAGGCGUUCAAUGAGAGGAACCCCCGGCACCUCCGGGAUGACACGGCGCCCAUGACGCCGGACCCUACGCAGCACCCCAGCAAGCGGCAGUGGGAGACCGUGGUGCAGAGGUGGCGUGAGGGCCUCCGCGUGUGGUACGCGGCUCAGGGCUGA